GGUCGCACCACUUGACUCUUCAAACCGCCGUCUCGAACUCAGCUCAUUCAUUCCUUUCUUUUCCGUACUUACGAUAUAAAAUCUUAUUUCCCACGAAAAAGACAUAAACAUGGUAAAAGAAAGCGAAAAGGUCCGUCCUCUGAUGUUUGCUUCUCCCCAUUUUAAUGCCAACUCCCCUCUGCUCUUCGUUCCUCUCUCUCUCUCUCUCUCUCUCUCUUGUGACCGCUUUCUUCUGCAAAUCUGCAACGGACCCUGAUUUUCUUAUCAAGAGAAACGAGGCCCGGAUUUGAUUCCCACCGAUAACUUCCGCUUUUCCAGGCUUCUUGGGAGGUCGAAAUUUCGGUUCUUUUGGGAUCUGUGUUGGUGUCCGAGACUGGUUGGAAGAUGGGUUGCCCUUUGCUGAGAUGAGAUGAUUGGGAUUGGGGUCUCCUCGCUUUUGCAAAUCAAGAAUCAGACGCGACGGGUUUGAAGUGGAAGGGGGUUUAAAGAGAUGAAGGAUUUUGCCGGGACGCCCGGGACUCUGACCGGGCUUGUUCUGAGGGUGUCGCAGUUUGUUUUUGCAGCUGGGUCGAUUGCUUCCAUGGCGACCACCAACAGCUUCUUUGACAUCACAGCUUUCUGCUACCUGAUUGCUUCAAUGGGUUUGCAAUUAGUCUGGAGCUUCGGCCUCGCGAUUUUGGACGCAUACGCGAUCCUUAAAAGGAAGGUCCUACACGGUCCCGUGCUUGUAAGCCUCUUUGUGGUGGGAGACUGGGUCACAGCAACGUUAUCGCUCGCCGCAGCUUCUUCCUCAGCUGGCAUCAUGGUAUUAUACUUCAAUGACUUGGACCGUUGCAAUUUCGGGCCCGAAUGCCGAAAAUACCAAAUGGCUGUGGCAUUGGCAUACAUGAGCUGGAUAGGCGUCGGCACAUCGUCUCUGAUCAUGCUUUGGCUAUUGGCUUCAGGUUAGACACAUUCUUGUUUUUGUACAGGAUUCCCUGAUACGUUCUCCGUCGCAGAAAAGCCGCCUUUGUUCUGUCGACGAAUUUUGAUCUCAUUCUGGUGUCAAAAGGAAACAAAAUAGUACAGCAAUACAAGAUUCAUGAGUUUUUCCA
This is a messenger RNA of Rhodamnia argentea, 1094 nucleotides long. Its product is annotated as CASP-like protein 5B3. NCBI's taxonomy places the organism in Eukaryota, Viridiplantae, Streptophyta, Magnoliopsida, Myrtales, Myrtaceae. Gene Ontology annotation, cellular component: plasma membrane. The transcript has 3 exons. The coding region runs from base 491 to 949 and encodes 152 amino acids. The record is from RefSeq and is a predicted model, not a curated record.